AGGUGAAAGUCUGAAUAAGAAAGCAGCUCCUCCCGCUUCGUGUAGCUGCCUGCAGACCGGACAGCGGCGGCAGAGAAGCGCCAAUCAGCAGGAAAAUCACGUCCUCGCUCGGAUUUAACUCAGUGUGAAUGACCGAGGCUGCACCGGAGCACCGACAGCGCCGCCGUGACUUCAGCGUGUCCCCUCACUGAACCGUCCAACAUGCUCUCCCCGGGACUCUCCGUGUCUCUGCUGGCCGUGUCCUGCGCGCUGUGGCCGGCUGCGGUCCGGGCGGCGUCCUGCGAGCCGGUGCGCAUCCCGCUGUGCCGGUCCAUGCCGUGGAACAUGACCAAGAUGCCGAACCACCUCCACCACAGCACGCAGGACAACGCGGUGCUGGCGAUCGAGCAGUUUGAAGGGCUGCUGGGUACAGGCUGCAGUCCGGAUUUGCUCUUCUUCCUGUGUGCCAUGUACGCUCCCAUCUGCACCAUUGACUUCCAGCACGAGCCCAUCAAACCCUGCAAGGCAGUGUGCGAGCGGGCGAAGUCUGGCUGCGAGCCGGUGAUGAAGCGCUACAACCACAGCUGGCCCGACAGCCUGUCCUGCAGCGAGCUGCCGCUGUACGACCGCGGAGUCUGCAUCUCACCUGAGGCCAUCGUCAAGGCUGAGGGACCAGAUCCAUACUACCAGGACCCAGCCAGGUGUAAUCCAGAAUCCGUUCCAGACUUUCCAAUGGACUCCAGCAACUUCCACUGCAGAGGACCGAAAGGAGAUCGCUGUAAAUGUAAAACAGUCCGCAUGAUGUUGAAAACCUACUUGAGGAACAACUACAACUAUGUAAUCAGGGCGAGGGUGAGGGAGGUGAGGAAUCGCGGUCUGGAGCCCACAGCAGUGGUGGAGGUGAAGGAGGUGUUCAAGUCUUCUCUGGUCAACAUUCCCAAGGACACGCAGACACUCUACUACUCGUCCUCCUGUCUGUGUCCUCCUCUGACUCCUGGGGAGGAGUACCUCAUUAUGGGCUAUGAGAACGAGGAGACGUCCAGGUUGCUUCUGAUUGACAGCUCCAUUGCUCAGAAGUGGAGGGAGAAAAUGCGCAAGAAGAUCGAGAGAUGGAACCAGAGCCUGCGGGAUUCAAUGAGCAGCCACUGAGAUCUGACUGUGUGUGUGUGUGUGUGUGUGUGCGUGCGUGUGUGUGCAUGUGUGCGCCUGCACUUGUGUGUGUUUGUGUGUGUAGAUAUUGCACUAUCACAGGCUGUUGUAGCUGAAUGUAGUUCAUCUCUUCAUCUGUCAGACUUUGUCUGAUUUUUGUCAUUUAUUUUCUUUGCACAAACAUUAUUAAGUGUGCGUUUGGUGUGUUUUUCAGUGUGUACGUGUGUACGUGUGUACGUGUGUGUGUGUGUGUGUGUACACCUAAAGCGCUCAAUAAUGAAGAGAGAGUGGAGCUUCUGAGCUGUAGUACUAAACCUACACACAGCCAUACAGUCUGUACGUGACACUUUUUUGGAACAAAUUUCUUUUCAGUGGCAGCCAUGUUGGCUCCACAGCUCCUCGCCAUGCUCACAGUCUCUAACAAUCCUGGAUGUUGGUCAUGUUACCAUGGCAAUGGGAUGGAGGACAUUUAAAUGAUGCGAAACCCAUUUGGACUAUGAUGGGUCUGUAACCAUGACCUGAACUUUACUGAACUCUGCAGAAUGGAAGGAAAGACGGUUAUUCAAGCUUUGUUCAUACAGCAGCAACCAGAGCAACAGCAGCUGCAACCAGAGCAACAGCAGCAGCAACCAGAGCAACAGCAGCUGCAACCAGAGCAACAGCAGCAACAACCAGAGCAACAGCAGCUGCAACCAGAGCAGCAGAGAGUUUACUUAUGUCUUGAGUAUAGUGUGAUCCAGCCAUGGAUGGUUUAGUGGAUGGGCCUGUGGGGCACACGCCCAGGGGCCAGAGUAGUUGUUUGAAGAGACUGUUAACAUUUGUUUGGCUUUGAUCAGUUAUUAUUUUGAUUCAUGUUAAAAGGCAAGUAUCAAACAAAAAGCCUGUAGCAUUUAAUCAGCUGUAGUGAUUAAUCGAUCACAGCAACACAUUGUUUGAUUGAUGUUGUGUUGGACAUUGGGGAGGAGUGUCGGGGGGUGGAUCCCUGCAAAGGUAUAGUCACAUUACACCUCAGUUUCAUGAAUAUUUGCUCUGUUUUCCAUUUUCUUCUAUUCAAACCUGCGAAACAGGCAAAUUUGGGCUCGUAUUUCCUGUUUCGUUGUGAUCUCAGAGUUCACCUUUGUUCUGCUUUGAUUGUGCAAAUAUGGUCUACCAAUGGAAACACCGAUCCAACAAUGAUCGGCAGUUACUAUUCUAGUGUCACCACCGCGGUUAGUACAACAUCACACCACCAGACCACAAACCGUGGCAUCGUUCCUACAGCCUGUUUACAGUUUGUGAUUUCUCUGAUCAGUAUUUAAUCAAUAUUUAUUCCUUACCUGCAUCAUAACUGUGCCCUCUGGUCAUUUUGGGGACUGAGUGCACAGCAGCUUUGAUCAACAGAGGGUGAUUGUGACUGUGACCUUCACUGGAGGCAAGAAAAUCCUGCGAAAUGGAACUUUAUCUCUGUGCAACAUAUACAUACAUACUACGUUAAGGAUCUCCACACUAAAACACAAACCAUGUGCAACACGCAGAGAUUCACACAUCAAGAUGCUGUGGUGUGCGAGUAUUCACGCUAACAAAUAUAAUGAAAUUAAUUUUUAAUGGAUACAAGUGUUUUGACUUUAUUUCUCCUUGUUGCCUCAGUUGCGUUUUUUAAACCUUCCCUUUUCUCAUGUCGUGGGUCAGUCCUGCUUCUCUGAGGAAUAGUAGGGAUUUAUUAUGGGACACGGUUCACAUGCAUCCCAGAGAACACGAAGCAGAGAUAUCAGACUGCAGCCAGCUGGUCUUCACCCUCACGAAAGAGCUCUGAGAACUAUCCAUCAGACUCUGCUGUCAGGAUUAAAAUUCAUUUUAAAUAAAAGAACGUGACUCAAAAGAUCUUUUUCACAGCAGACCUGUCAGAGCAGGAGAAGAACAGGUGUUGCUAAUAACAUUAAUGAUGGCUCUGUUGUAAUCCAGUGUCCCAGUGAACUGUGAUAGAGAGCCAGCACGCACAGAACCAGGACCCUGAAACUGGAGCAGCUGAAUGGAACUCAGCCAUCAUUAGGCCUUUUCCUUCCUGCUGUGUGAACACAGCCUCUGAUGAACAAACCUUACUCUCAUUAUCACACAGUAUCUCUUCAUGUAAACACACUAACAAUCAGUACUACACUUCUUUUAUCAGUAAACUGUACUAACACUGAUAUUUUGAACUCUGGAAUUCACAGCAGUUUGAACCAUUAAACAUGAAUUUAGA
Molecule: messenger RNA, 3346 nt
Organism: Toxotes jaculatrix (banded archerfish)
Lineage: Eukaryota; Metazoa; Chordata; Actinopteri; Toxotidae
Gene: frzb
Product: frizzled related protein
Exons: 8
Coding region: 202-1128 (308 amino acids)
Biological process (GO): non-canonical Wnt signaling pathway; canonical Wnt signaling pathway
Cellular component (GO): cytoplasm
Molecular function (GO): Wnt-protein binding
Source: RefSeq, a predicted model, not a curated record